Microthlaspi erraticum is the source of this 1137-nucleotide messenger RNA. Lineage: Eukaryota; Viridiplantae; Streptophyta; Magnoliopsida; Brassicales; Brassicaceae. The record is from the annotation of a GenBank genome assembly.
AUGUUUCCGAAGAUCGGAGAUGAUGAAAUGAUUGGAGAUCUGAUGAAGAAUAACAAUGGAGACGUCGUGGAUAACGGGAACAACAACCGGUUAAGCCGGUGGCAUCACAAUUCUUCUCGGAUAAUUAGGGUUUCGAGAGCUUCCGGCGGCAAAGACCGUCACAGCAAGGUCUGGACUUCGAAAGGCCCGCGUGACCGGCGUGUCCGGUUAUCGGUCUCCACCGCUCUUCAAUUCUACGACCUCCAGGACCGGUUAGGUUACGAUCAGCCGAGCAAAGCCGUCGAGUGGCUGAUCAAAGCGGCGGAGGAUUCAAUCUCCGAGCUUCCUUCGCUCAACAACACGAAUUUCCCGACGACCGAUGACGAGAAUCAGAACCAGACAUUGACGGCUGCCGCCGCUGCGAACUCCUUGUCUAAAUCGGCUUGCAGCAGCAAUUCGGACACGAGCAAGAACUCUUCCGGUCUUUCUCUCUCGAGAUCGGAGCUCAGGGAUAAAGCGAGAGAGAGAGCGAGAGAGAGAACGGCGAAAGAGACCAAGGAGAGAGAUCACAGCCACCACACCACUUCGUUCACCGAUCUGUUGAAUUCCGGUUCGGAUCCGGUUAACCAAAACCGGCAAUGGAUGGCGGCUCCUCCUUCUUCGUCUCCUUCAGCUCCGAUGGAGUAUUUCAGCUCGGGUCUUAUUCUCGGGUCGGGUCAAACCCAUUUCCCGAUGCAGACAAACUCUCAUCAUUUCUCGUCCAUCUCCGAUCAUCACCAGCAUCAUCCUCAUCAAGAGUUUUCCUUCGUUCCCGACCAUAUGAUUUCUCCGGCAGGAUCCAACGGCGGUGGAGCAUUCAAUCUCGACUUCAACAUGUCGACGCCCUCCGGCGGCGCCGGAACCGCCGUGGCCUCCGCGGGGUUCAGUGGUUUCAACAGGGGGACCCUUCAGUCCAAUUCAACAAACAAUCAUCAUCAUCAUCAGUCUUUUCUCGCUAAUCUGCAGAGGUUUCCAUCGACGGAAGGUGGAGGAGCUCCACAGUUCUUGUUCGGUGCAAUGCCUGCAGAGAAUCACCAGCACAACCACAAUCACCAGUUUCAGCUUUACUAUGAAAACGGAUGCAGAAACUCAGACCAAAAAGGCAAAGGCAAGAACUGA